AUGGCUGACAUCGAGGAACGGUUAAGAGGCCACGCCGAGGCUUUCUCGGGCCUUAUGUCCUUGAUCCCCGCAAAGCUUUACUACGGCGAGGACAACACCACCCGUCUGAUCCUGAAUCAUUUGUCUAAUCGUUCAUACGCUACACAGGAUCAGUGGCAACGGAAGAAACAAACCAAAGAGCAAGCACGCGAGGCCAAACGAGCAAAACUCGACCCCGAAUCCGCCAAGACCGCGAAAGACGUGAUGGAUGAGAACGCUCGUAAGCGUAAGCGAGAGGAUGGCACCGUCGAAUCCGACUCUUCUGAUGGAGAAAUUGGCUCUGAACUUCCCGGUGAAGGAUUGAACCGCGGCGAUAAGACCAAGAAGCAGAAAUCAGUCGAGCAGUCAAAGGCCGAUGCCCAAGCCAAAAACGAGAAGGCCGAGGCUCGGAAGAAGAUGAAGCAGGAGAAGCAGGAGAAGAAGAAGGCUGCUCAAAAGGAAAAGAAAAAGGCCAAGCAAAACGCCCGCAAGGAAAAAUCGGACCAGGACGACAAGUCAACAGAUACUCUAACCCAAAACCCCCCAAAGGCUGCCAAGGCCACCAAUGAAAAGAAUGCCGAUCAACCUGAGAAAGAAGACGACGAGGAAGAAGACGAGGCUGAGGAUGACGCUGCCGAUGAGGGAUUUUCUCUCGAGUUCAACGCAGAGCCAGAAGAACAGUCCUCCGCUUCAUCCGCUCGCAACUCUCCCGACGCUUCAAAUCCCCAAUCAGGCAGCUCAUCUAUUUCCUCCAUCGUUCCUCCAGCUACCUCCAUUGAAACUAAGCCCAAUGAGCCCAAGGCUCUCAAGGCCACCCCAGAGCAGCUGAAGCAGCGUCUACAAAAACGCCUGGAUGAACUCCGGGCAGCCCGCCAUGCAGAUGGCCUCAACGGCAAGCCUGCGCGCAACCGUCAAGAGCUCAUUGAGGCCCGCCGGCAAAAAGCAGAGCAACGCAAGGCACACAAAAAAGAGCUUCGUCAAAAGGCCAAAGAAGAGGCGCAGCGUAAGGAAGACGAGGCCAUGGCACGUCGCUUCUCCCCUGGUGGCUCGGGCUCGCUCCUCGCCUCUCCUCGAUCUCCCGUCGAACCCGCCGGAUCCAGCAACAACUUUGCUUUCGGCCGUGUGGUGUUUGCUGACGGCCAGGAAGCCGAUGCCUCCCUGUCGAGCGUCCGUGACAAGCACACUCGCCGUGGUGCCACCGAUGCUGCGGCCCAGCUUAAGGCUGUUGAAGCAAAGAAGGCCCGUCUUGCCGAGAUGGACCCUGCCAAACGUGCCGAGCUUGAAGAAAAGGAUCUCUGGCUUAAUGCCAAGAAGCGCGCUCACGGUGAGCGGGUCCGUGACGAUACUUCCCUUCUGAAGAAGGCUCUCAAGCGUAAGGAGACCGCGAAGAAGAAGUCUGAACGGGAGUGGAAAGACCGAAUUGAAACCGUCUCUCGCAUGAAGGACCAGAAGCAGGCCAAGCGUGAGGAGAACCUGCGCAAGCGCAGAGAGGAGAAGGGUAAUAAGGGUAGCAAGGGCAAGAAGCCUGCUGGUGGUGGUAAGAAGAAGGCUCGUCCGGGGUUUGAGGGCAGCUUCAAGUCCAAGGUCGGCGGCGGUGGUAAGAAGAAAUAA
This is a messenger RNA of Penicillium chermesinum, 1629 nucleotides long. RefSeq names its product putative 60S ribosome biogenesis protein Rrp14. Gene Ontology annotation, cellular component: nucleolus. Lineage: Eukaryota; Fungi; Ascomycota; Eurotiomycetes; Eurotiales; Aspergillaceae. Gene Ontology annotation, biological process: ribosomal small subunit biogenesis; ribosomal large subunit biogenesis. The transcript is spliced from 3 exons. Gene Ontology annotation, molecular function: DNA binding; RNA binding. The record is from RefSeq and is a predicted model, not a curated record. The coding region runs from base 1 to 1629 and encodes 542 amino acids.